Molecule: messenger RNA, 4324 nt
Organism: Halichondria panicea
Lineage: Eukaryota; Metazoa; Porifera; Demospongiae; Suberitida; Halichondriidae
Product: mucin-5AC-like
Exons: 19
Coding region: 485-4210 (1241 amino acids)
Biological process (GO): adenylate cyclase-activating G protein-coupled receptor signaling pathway; cell surface receptor signaling pathway
Cellular component (GO): plasma membrane
Molecular function (GO): G protein-coupled receptor activity
Source: RefSeq, a predicted model, not a curated record
AGCUCUUGUUUAAUGGAGCAUGCAUUAUCCUAUUUACAUAUAGAUCAGAGUACCUGGGGGCUAGGCGCUGUAUAUAGUGUACGCAGGGAGAAGGCUUUGGUUGGCUUACAAUGCAUGUUAUUGCUUUAGGGAGUAUUCAGAGUUGUGCAAAUUCACCUGAAGAUAUGUCUGUACUCAAGCUAUAAGAUUAGUACUCUCUAAUUACAUUUAAAUUAGGUGUUCCGUUGCAUUUUCAGUAAUUAUGAGCAUCUUUUAGAGACUGCGUUUGUCAUGUGCUUCUUUAGCUGCAGUCAUAGGGAAUGUUGUUGGUUUCGUACCACAUCAAAAAUAAGAGUUGCAUUCCUUGUAUAUGCUACGUACUCACAACAAUUUAUGCACUGUCUGCCUGCAUUCAUGAUUAUGUCUGUGCAUUGUCUGUAUAUAAGGACAGGACUUGGAGACAUGCAGUCCAAGCAAAGAGUUAGUUGCUGAAGUCCAAGCAAAGAUGAGAAUGUACUCAAGUGUUUCUGUUCUACUUGUUCUGGUUGCCAUGGCUAGUGCCUAUGCAGGGGGUCCCUCCACUGGGGUGAGUGAACAUCGUGAUGUGCACCGAAGACUUGAUGGAGAUGCAGAGUACAGGACAAUUAGAUCAGCCAGCGACCAAAGCUCUGAGGAUACCGACCAAAGCUCUGAGGAUACCGACCAAAGCUCUGAGGAUAGUGACCAAAGCUCUGAGGAUAGUGACCAAAGCUCUGAGGAUACCAACCACAAUAACGGGCAAGGUACCAACCAAAAUAACGGUCAAUGCUCCAACCGAAAUAAUGGUCAAGGCUCCUCCAACCAAAAUAAUGGUCAGAGCUCCAACCCAAAUAAUUGCCAAAGCUCUGAGGAUAGUGACCAAAGUUCAGAAGCGGCUACCACGAUGGCCCCCACCACUGAGGAAGCUACUACGAUAGCCGCGUCUACAGAAGAAGCUACCACGAUGGCCCCCACCACUGAAGAAGCUACUGAAGAAGCUACCACUGAAGAAGCUACCACGAUGGCCCCCACCACUGAGGAAGCUACCACGAUGGCCCCCACUACUGAAGAAGCUACAGAAGAAGCUACCACGAUGUCCCCCACCACUGAAGAAGCUACUGAAGAAGCUACUACGAUGGCCGCCACCACUGAAGAAGCUACCACGAUGUCCCCUACCACUGAAGAAGCUACCACAAUGGCCCCCACCACUGAAGAAGCUACCACAAUGGCCCCCACCACUGAAGAAGCUACUGAAGAAGCUACCACAAUGGCCCCCACCACUGAAGAAGCUACUGAAGAAGCUACUACGAUGGCCGCCACCACUGAAGAAGCUACUGAAGAAGCUACCACAAUGGCCCCCACCACUGAAGAAGCUACUGAAGAAGCUACUACGAUGGCCGCCACCACUGAAGAAGCUACUGAAGAAGCUACUACGAUGGCCGCCACCACUGAAGAAGCUACCACGAUGUCCCCUACCACUGAAGAAGCUACUACGAUGGCCCCCACCACUGAAGAAGCUACCACGAUGGCCGCCACCACUGAAGAAGCUAUCACGAUGGCCCCCACCACUGAAGAAGCUACCACGAUGACCCCCACCACUGAAGAAGCUACUACGAUGGCCGCCACUACUGAAGAAGCUACUACGAUAGCCGCGUCUACAGAAGAAGCUACUACGAUGGCCCCCACCACUGAGGAAGCUACUACGAUAGCCGCGUCUACAGAAGAAGCUACUACGAUGGCCGCCACCACUGAAGAAGCUACCACGAUGACCCCCACCACUGAAGAAGCUACCACGAUGGCCGCCACCACUGAAGAAGCUACCACGAUGGCCCCCACCACUGAGGAAGCUACUACGAUAGCCGCAUCUACAGAAGAAGCUACUACGAUGGCCGCCACUACUGAAGAAGCUACUACCAUGGCCCCCACCGCUGAAGAAGCUACUACGAUGGCCCCCACCACUGAAGAAGCUACCACUGAAGAAGCUACCACGAUGGCCCCCACCACUGAAGAAGCUACCACUGAAGAAGCUACCACGAUGGCCCCCACCACUGAAGAAGCUACCACAAUGGCCCCCACCACUGAAGAAGCUACCACAAUGGCCCCCAUCACUGAAGAAGCUACUACGAUAGCCGCGUCUACAGAAGAAGCUACCACCAUGGCCCCCACCACUGAAGAAGCUACUACGAUAGCCGCGUCUACAGAAGAAGCUACCACUGAAGAAGCUACCACGAUGGCCCCCACCACUGAAGAAGCUACCACUGAAGAAGCUACUACGAUGUCCCCCACCACUGAAGAAGCUACCACCAUGGCCCCCACCACUGAAGAAGCUACUACGAUGGCCCCCACCACUGAAGAAGCUACUACGAUGGCCGCGUCUACAGAAGAAGCUACCACGAUGGCCGUCUCUACAGCUACAAAUGAAGCAGGCACAGCAGUUGCUACUACUAGGGUAUCCGUGGGUACAGAGGCAGCUGACCCUGUCUCAGCCAUGCUAGAGCUGGUGAAGGAAGAGGACAUGAGGACAGCUAUGCAGAUACUGGAGGAGAUCAUCACCAGGGUGUUGUCAGGACCCCCCUUGACACUGGACCCUGAGGCCAUGCUGAGAGCACUGGCAAGGCUUCUACAGAACACCAAGAAGCUACCAGCAGCAGAGAGAGUGGAAGUGGCGUCCGAGAUUUUAAUAUGCUUGGAUCGCCUUGCUCUCCUCGCUUUCAACGUCUCUUUUGUGGAUGUUGGUUUUAUCAAGAUGAAUGUGUCUGAAGCUACCUUUGUGGGUGACCUUGUUGCAAUGGCAGUCAAUGGCAGUUCUAUCAUUCUAGAUGGUCAAGAGUUACAGAGACUAACUGGAACUACCUCCGGAAAGAUUGCUUCCUUUUACUUGACUGACAUGACUGAUAUUCUGGACGAUAAUGACACGCUGAGUGGGUACAGUAUUGAUGGUCCUGUGCUCUCCACAGCUGUCCUCUGUGGGGAGGAGGUGUGUAACACACGGGGCUUACAGUCUCAAGUCAAGAUUACCCUCAGAGCCAAUCCUGAUGAGAAGGAACAAGUGUGCAGGUUCUGGAAGACUGACUCGAUGAGGUGGUCUGGUGAUGGAUGUGCAGUUGACCAUGACCAGUCAACAGACACUCUCACUGUGUGCACAUGUACCCAUCCCUCCCACAUUGCCGUCCUACUGACCCCCCAUGGAGAUGAUGCUAGUGUACACUUUGACCUCGUCAGCUAUACUGCUGUGGCCAUAUCUCUGGUUGCUAUGACUCUCACGGUGCUCAUCCACACAUGCAUCAGGUCGCUCUGGUCACCACGGAGCUACGUUCAUGUACAGCUGUGUCUGUCUCUGAUAGCCUAUCAACUCGUAUUUGUCACAGCUAUUGACAAAACACACAAUCAGAUAUUUUGCUCUGCAGUUGCUGUAGCCUUGCAAUACUUGUACAUGGCGGCCUUCCUGUGGUUGUUAAUGGAGGGGGUGGUGCUCUGUGUGGGUGUGAUCAAGACUAGCCGCAAGAAAAAGUAUUGUACAAUUCUAACCUUCACCAUCCUCAGCUACGGUCUGCCUGCCCUGUACUUGUCACUAGCCCUCGCCCUCAGGCACUUGCUGACUGGCUCAUGGCUCUAUACUAGAGAUGCUAGGUGCUGGCUGGGUUAUGGUGGUGGGUUUAUGUGGGUCUCCAUUUCCCCAGUCCUUCUCAUUGUCAUGGGGAACAUUGUGGUGUUGUUGGUGGCCAUGGCUAUGCUGUAUAGACACUCCAAGAGGAGGGAGAUAAAGUCAGAAGUAUACUGGCUGAAGUGUUUUGCUGCGCUGGUAGUGGUGAUGGGCCUCUGCUGGUCUGUGGGUACUGUGCUCCAGGACCUAUCCUCCACUCCACUUCUCCAGGCAUCCACUCUCUGCAUGGCUUUCCAGGGUCUUGCCGUGUUCUCAAUGUUGGUCCUCUUCCCAGACCAGGUACGACGCGAUACCUUUGUGAAUGGUUCUACUCCACACUCUGACACACCUCCACAUCAGAGUGACCCUUUGGGAGUCCGCAUAGACCAGCUCAUGCAUAGCACAUCAGGAUCACAGCGAUACAGCAAGUCACCAACCAAUCAACAAUCUGGUCCCCUAGUGUUCCCAAACCCCGCCUAUGCCACCCCCCACAAUGCUGUGUACAAGAGUCUGGACCCCACAGCUGUUAGCGUGGAGAAAGGAGAAGAUAUCAACAUUUAUGACAACUAACAAACUAGCUAUAAUGGCAUUUUUCAGAGAACUUCAUAUAAUUAUACUGUUGUAGUUUUCAUUAUGUUACAUACGUGUACGUGAAUUCAACAAGUUAGCCAUGCAUGUGAAUUG